Messenger RNA from Auxenochlorella protothecoides, 609 nucleotides. RefSeq names its product TIMELESS-interacting protein. The transcript is spliced from 3 exons. Bases 1 to 609 code for a protein of 202 amino acids. The record is from RefSeq and is a predicted model, not a curated record. Gene Ontology annotation, biological process: replication fork processing; replication fork arrest; DNA damage response. NCBI's taxonomy places the organism in Eukaryota, Viridiplantae, Chlorophyta, Trebouxiophyceae, Chlorellales, Chlorellaceae. Gene Ontology annotation, molecular function: DNA binding. Gene Ontology annotation, cellular component: nucleus; replication fork protection complex.
AUGACGGACGCCGGCAACCCUCCGCCGGCGGUGGUGAAGGAGAAGCGCAAGAAACGGAAAUUGACCCUGGACCUGCUCAAGGGGACACGGGGUAUCCCAGACGUCUUCCACACCUUCCCCGACACCUUCCGAAAGCAGUGCCGGGGGAAGGGCCAUGAGGCAGGGGACCUGCGCCGCCUGCUGGAGAUGUACAUCAGAUGGCAGGACCGGGUGUUCCCGGGCGUGCCCUUUGACAAGUUCAUCGCGGAUGUGGAGCAGCUCAGCGGCACGCAUGCCGUCAAGCACGAGCUGCAUGAGAUGCGGAUGUCCCUCCUCCAGAUGGCCCAGGCCACCGCCCGCAAGCCCGGCGGCGGAGACGGGGCCGACACGGCCGCCGCGCCGCACGCCUCGCCACCCCCGCCCGGCGAGGAGGGGGAGCUGCUGGCGCUCGCCGAGGAUGACGAGGACCUGCUGGAGCUGCUGGGCGCAGAGCUGGUGCAGCAGGCGCUGCCGGCAGUCGAGGACCUCGCCGACACCGAGGCCGAGGAGCUGGCCAUCCCCGACGCUGAUGAGGACGAGCUGGCCAUGCUGGCCACGCUGGAGGACGAGGAGCUAGUGGGCCUGGCCUGA